AUAGCCUCGUACCUAUGACCUCGCAAACUGGCUCGUGGUUAGGCCUAAAGAACGAAUUUUGGUUGUCUCCUGUGCGAAAUUAUUUGUUUUUAAAGAUGUCUCUUUCAGAUGACGAUGAUGAUCUUCCGCUUCCGAAGAAGCAGAGAAUUUAUUAUGGAAGCUUGGAAGAGAAAGUGAAAAAUAUUGUUGAUGGAGGUGACAGUGCACCAAAGGCCAUAGAGAGAACUGAAGGCGAAAAUGAUGAAAGUGGCUCCGAGAAAGGAAUCAGCGAUGACAAUGAUGAUGAUGGGGAUGAUGCCAUUACACGAGCCAUCAAAGCGGGAAACAUCAACAUUUCUGAGGGGGAAACUAUGGUGAUGAAUGUUGAAGAACAAAGUGAAAGACAUAUGGAACUGUUAGCAGAAUUUGAAAAACGAAAGCGAGCACGAGCAAUUGCUGUUCCAACUGAUGACGCUAUGGUAAAAGCAAGACUUAGAGAGCUUGGUCAUCCUAUUUGUUUGUUUGGUGAAGGACCAUCAGAAAGGAGAGAUAGGCUGAGAGAGCUUCUUGUCGGAAUAGAGGACUUACUUUCGGGUAUCACAGAUGAACUUGAAGAGAAAGAAAAAGUGGCUGAGAGUGCCCAAGAGGUUUGGUAUCAUGAAGGAUCUGAUGCUCUGAAAAAGGCAAGGCAAUGGAUAGCUGAAUACUCACUUCCAAGAGCAAAAGAGCGUCUGAGAAAAGCCAAAAUGCAGACUACAAAGACAGAAUCUGAGAAAGCAGCAAAGGAACAGGAAAUAAGGAAAAAAACUUCGGCGUUGACAAACUUCUGCAGUCAAAUUGGAGACGACAGACCACUUUCGUUUGGCAAGUUUUCCCCAAAUGGAGAAAUGCUAGCUACCUCAUCGUGGAGUGGCUUAUGUAAACUGUGGUCAGUACCGGAUGGAAAACUCAUUAGAACUCUGAGAGGCCACAACGAGAGAGUGGGUGCUAUUAUAUUCCACCCAAGAGCCACGCUGGAUCUUGAUACAUCAGCACCCUGUAUGGUCUCUUGCGGUAGUGACGGCAGUGUUUUGCUUUGGAAUCUUGAAAGUGAUACGCCAAUAGCAAACAUUGAAGGACACGAGGAAAGGGUAUCUCGAGUUGCGUUUCAUCCAAGUGGCCGUUUCCUCGGUACCGCUUGUUUUGAUAGAUCUUGGCGACUUUGGGACUUAGAACAACAAAAAGAAAUACUUCACCAGGAAGGACAUUCAAGAGAAUGCUUCGAUAUUAAAUUUCAAGUCGAUGGUUCCUUGGCUGCAUCAUGUGGAUUCGAUGCACGUGGUAUGCUAUGGGACCUCAGGACUGGUCGAUGUAUCCUUGGUUUAGAUGGCCAUCUGAAAAAGGUGCUUUCCAUUGAUUUCUCUCCCAAUGGGUACCAGCUAGUUAGCGGGAGUGAAGACCAAAAAGCAAUGGUAUGGGACUUACGACAGCAAAAGACAAUCUACACUAUUCCGGCCCAUACUAAUUUGGUAUCGCAUGUCCUGUUCAACGAUACGUUCAUAGCUACGUGUUCCUACGACAAUAGUGCAAAGAUCUGGUCUCACCCCGGGUGGACACCACUUCGGACGCUGUUAGGGCACGAGCAAAAAGUAACUUCGGUUGAUGCCUCGCCAGAUGGCAAAUAUUUGGCCACUACUUCAUUUGAUCGAACCUUCAAACUUUGGGCAGCUGAUUAUCUUGUGUGAUAUGUAUAUCGUUGUCCGUCCAUCUUUGCAAGACUUGUCAACUGACCAGAGCUCAAUUUAAAAUAGCUCUUAGGAACUCUCCAAAUAUCUUGAAUGGAUAAAUCCGUAUUUUGAAACGUUUGAGUUUAAAAAUAGAGCAAAUUUGGGUUUAGAAAAGUCAUUGUCUUUAAUUAGAAAAGAGACCAAUUUUCAAAGCUGGUUUUAAUGCAAGGAAUAACUCUCUGCUUUCACUAUCUGAUGUUGGGUAUGUGUUUGGUGAAGGUUAUCAUUUUUCUUUACUCUUACGACUAAGGUAUUACGAUUUACGACUAUUUACGAGUAGAGCUCUUACGACUUACGACUAAUGUUUAAAGAUCGAAGCCACCGGCAGUAGUAGCAUUGAUGUGCCCAGUUUGAGAUACUUUUCACAGAAAAGAAGUAGCAAAGGAGCUGCAGUUUUUUAUGUAUGCUUUGAGUUGAAUCGAAUUUUUUAAAAGACUGUUGAUCCUCUUCCAAGAUUCACUAAAUAUGGCCUAAAGCAUUCGGUUGCUUUUCGGUCACCAUCUAUUCUAGUUUUCAUAUCUUUCGGAUUUUUUAAAAGAAUAAUAAAGAAUAGAAACGUAUUAGAAAUAACUCACUCGAAUUCGCAGAAAUGUAUUUUGUUUGUUGUCCCCUUGCUAACAAAAUUGAUGAAAAUAACAUUUUACUCCAGGGCUCCACGCAUGUUCCUCCAGGCGUAUGACUCCAAUGAUUUAGCAAAUGUCAUACAAGCCUAUUGAAUGCAAGUUUUAAGGUUUGAAUUUUGUAACAAUUGGUCAGCUACAGCCCAUUUUUUAGAUAAAAUCUAUUUCCUAGUAGCCGCUGUUUAAACAUCAAAAUUUCAGACCCUCAAUGCAAUGAUUAUCCAGUCUCAAAUGAUUUCUAAGGUCCACUUGCCUAAGCGUAUCCCAUUUCCCUAGUGUGGCAAAGUGGCGUCAUCAAGAAAAUCUGUUUCAUAAUUAUAGAUUUCUGACCCAAUGACCUGGAAGCAAACAGGACUCUACCUAUUCUAAAAUAUGCAAAAUCGAGUUGAAAGUGUUUAAAAUUGACUGAGAUAUUAGUUAAAGACAUCAGUUUUAAUAAUGGAUUAAUGUUCUUUUGGCCUGGUUCAUAAAUUUUGGAACCAGUGCCGAUUUACAGUGAUUGGAUGGGAAAAGGGCCUGUGCUCAUGUUACCAUAACUCGGUCCGCUUGAAACAUAUUCAACUGAUUUUGCACAUUUUAAAGUAUUUCAUGGCGUUCUUUCAGAAUAUGGAGUGAAGUCUAAAACUCUAAAAAUUUUUUUUUUUUAAUGACGUCACUUUGCCACUCUGCAAUACAAUGGAGUCUCUGGUCAGCUUGAAUUCUAAACAUUUUCGUGCCAUGAAUUAAUAUUCUAUACAUCUUGUCUUUUCUGG
Messenger RNA from Rhopilema esculentum, 3117 nucleotides. Its product is annotated as U4/U6 small nuclear ribonucleoprotein Prp4. Gene Ontology annotation, cellular component: U4/U6 x U5 tri-snRNP complex. Lineage: Eukaryota; Metazoa; Cnidaria; Scyphozoa; Rhizostomeae; Rhizostomatidae. Gene Ontology annotation, biological process: mRNA splicing, via spliceosome. Gene Ontology annotation, molecular function: U6 snRNA binding; U4 snRNA binding; protein binding. The record is from RefSeq and is a predicted model, not a curated record.